Molecule: messenger RNA, 309 nt
Organism: Cylicostephanus goldi
Lineage: Eukaryota; Metazoa; Nematoda; Chromadorea; Rhabditida; Strongylidae
Source: the annotation of a GenBank genome assembly
AUGGAUAUGGAGAUCGAUUCGCAGCUCGUACAAGAGGAUUCAAAGCAGACGUUCGGGAUCGAAGUUUGUGGUGGUGGGCAUUUUCAUAUUACUGACGUUCUUGGACAAUGCGGAUGUGGACAGUGCACGAGUGUCCAGUUUAGAAGAAGAAAGACUGGAGUGAUCUUGGAAGACGAAAAUGAUCCAAGCACGACUCACGAAGUGGGAACCCAGGAAAGUCCCGUGACUGUGGGAACCCAGGAAAGUCCCGUGACUGAAUGGGAGAGAGCAGAUUUGCAGGAAACACAGUCAACAAGCGACGACAAAUAG